CUAGACACAGUUUCAUUCUUCACCCGUUUCAGAAUCCAAAUCAAAAUCUCACUCUUCCAAAUCCUGAAAUGGCCAAAUCAAAACCUCACUCUUUCUUCCCUGAUUGAAACCUAAACCUCUCUUGUUCUUCCCCGUUACCAUAUUGCAACACUUUUCACACCCAAAUCGAAAUCCUUGAAGAUCAACUGAAAGAAUCUGAAGUCAAAUCCCUCUGUCUCAAAGCAAACGAGAUCUUAGCAGCAAUGGCUAGAAGAAGGAAAUUGAUUAUUGGGCAUCGAGAAAAUAGUAAUGGAGGAAGAUAGUCCAUUCCCACUAAUUCAAACUCAACCAAUGUGCAAGGAAGUAAUGGUGAAGAAACUGGUUCUGGUCCUAGUCAUACAGAAAGUGUCAUGCCUGAGUCUGUAGAAUCUCACUCCAUUCCUUCUGACAUAGAAGCUGAAGAAGAAGAACGUAUUGUGGAAGGACCUAAACGAUGUAGAGGUCCAACAAGAAUGUUAGAUAUAUGGGAAAUGGAUGAUGAUUUCAUAAUUGUUAAGUUGGAUAACUUUGGACGACCAAUUGGUGAUGAAGGGACAGCUUUUACUUGUUACUUAGGUAGUAUUGUUAGAAAGUCUCAAUAUGCACCCAUCAACAUCAAAACUUGGAAAGAUAUGCCCUCAGAUAAUAAAAAAGCGAUGCUGAAACAAAUAGCCGAUUUCAUAAUCGUUACUUAGAUAGUUUGCAAGUUUUUUAAUUAUUUGUGUAUCAGAAUUUGUAAUAUAACUUACAUUUUUUAUUUAACAUCUCUCAAUGUGUAGAAACGAUUUGAGUUUGUUCCUCCAAUAACCGAUGAAUUGCGAGAAAUGAUAAAAUCUGAUUUGAAUGAAAAAUGGAGGCAAUGGAAGGGUGAUUUAAAG
Medicago truncatula (barrel medic) is the source of this 896-nucleotide messenger RNA. RefSeq lists its product as uncharacterized. The transcript is spliced from 3 exons. The coding region runs from base 390 to 713 and encodes 107 amino acids. The record is from RefSeq and is a predicted model, not a curated record. Lineage: Eukaryota; Viridiplantae; Streptophyta; Magnoliopsida; Fabales; Fabaceae.